UGCCUGCCGCCCAGGGAAACAGAGCUGCUGGGGUGAAUUCCUCUUUCUGUGGAUCUCAAGUAGCGGGAUGGAAGGACUCUAACUGACAGAGAGACAGAUAGCUCACCCUUUCAGCAUGGAGACCGUUCCGGUUGACGGGGAACUUGAUAAAAAUUCACAUCAUGGUGAUAACAGAGACUCUCAUGGACCAUCAACAGCGGUAACAAACACUGAUGAAUCACAGCUUUUAACUCCAGGAAAAAUGAGCCAGCGCCAGGGGAAAGAAGCCUAUUUUACUCCAACCAAAGAGUUACUCCAACCUUCUCUCAGCCCAGGAACUGCCCACAGCCAUGGUUUUGACAAAGGGAAGGACGAUGUGUCACAAAGCAAAGAGGAUACAGCCCAUUCUAUGUCAAAAAGCAAGUCUGAAUCCAAGCUUUUUAAUGGCUCUGAGAAGGACAUCUCUUUAUCUUCAAGCAAACUUACAAAAAAAGAAUCUCUCAAGGUUCAAAAGAAAAAUUACAGAGAAGAAAAGAAGAGAGCUACAAAAGAAUUACUUAGCACUAUCACAGACCCAUCAGUUAUUGUUAUGGCUGACUGGUUGAAGAUUCGUGGUACUUUGAAAAGCUGGACCAAACUGUGGUGUGUACUGAAACCAGGAGUGUUGCUUGUUUACAAAACCCCCAAAAACGGCCAAUGGGUAGGAACAGUGCUCCUGAACGCUUGUGAACUCAUUGAGAGGCCUUCUAAAAAAGAUGGCUUUUGUUUCAAACUUUUUCAUCCUUUGGAGCAGUCCAUAUGGGCUAUAAAGGGUCCCAAGGGUGAAGCAGUUGGUUCCAUAACUCAGCCGUUGCCCAGCAGUUAUUUGAUCAUCCGAGCGGCUUCAGAAUCAGAUGGCAGGUGUUGGAUGGAUGCUUUGGAGCUGGCACUGAAAUGUUCAAGUCUACUUAAACGUACAAUGGUUAGAGAAGGUAAAGAACACGAUUUGAACUCUUCAGCAGACAAUACUCAUGUCUCUUUCUAUGGUCUGCUUCGUGCUAACAACUUGCACAGUGGAGAAAACUUACCGUUAAAUGACAGUGAAAUUGACAGGCAUCACUUUAAGGAUCAAGAUAUGUACUCUGACAAAUCUGAUAAGGAAAAUGACCAUGACCACGAGGAAUCUGAUAAUGAUGGAUUGGGGAAAAGCGAAGAAAGUGACAGCGACACGUCAGAGCGACAGGAUGAUUCUUACAUUGAUCCAGAACCAAUUGAUAUCAAGGAAACUACUUACUUAGAACAAAGUCAUGAAGAACUUGGGGAGGCAGGGGAAGCUGCUCAGACAGAAGUAGUGUCAGAAGAAAACAAAAGUCUAAUCUGGACACUGCUGAAGCAAGUCCGGCCAGGAAUGGACUUGUCCAAGGUUGUACUGCCUACAUUUAUCUUGGAACCUCGUUCUUUCCUGGACAAGCUAUCUGAUUACUACUACCAUGCAGACUUUCUGUCUGAAGCUGCUCUUGAGGAGAAUGCUUACAACCGCAUGAAAAAAGUAGUGAAGUGGUAUUUGUCAGGAUUCUACAAAAAGCCAAAGGGACUAAAAAAGCCGUACAAUCCUAUACUUGGUGAGACUUUCCGCUGCAUGUGGAUUCAUCCAAGGACGAACAGCAAGACUUUUUACAUUGCGGAACAGGUGUCCCAUCAUCCUCCAAUAUCUGCCUUCUACGUUAGCAACCGCAAGGAUGGUUUUUGCCUUAGUGGUAGCAUUCUGGCCAAAUCCAAAUUCUACGGGAAUUCAUUAUCUGCCAUAUUAGAUGGAGAAGGACGGCUGACAUUCCUAAAUAGGGGAGAAGAUUAUGUAAUGACAAUGCCAUAUGCUCAUUGUAAAGGAAUUCUUUAUGGCACAAUGACCUUAGAGCUUGGGGGAACAGUCAACAUCACCUGUGAGAAAACUGGCUACAGUGCAACAAUUGAAUUCAAACUCAAGCCUUUUUUGGGUAACAAUGACAGUGUUAACCAAAUAUCAGGGAAAAUUAAGCUUGGCAAAGAAGUUUUGGCUAUUUUGGAGGGUCACUGGGACAGUGAAGUUACUAUUAGUGACAAGAAGACAGAUGUUUCAGAGACGUUCUGGAACCCAACAUCUGAUAUCAAGCAGCGUAGAUUACUUAGAUACACGGUGAAGUUUGAAGAGCAAGAUGACUUUGAGUCAGAGAAGCUUUGGCAACAAGUGACAAGAGCAAUAAAUAAUAAAGACCAAACAGAAGCUACUCAAGAGAAAUGUGUUCUGGAAGAAGCUCAGAGAAAGAGAGCCAAAGAGAGGAAACUGAAGGGUGAAGAAUGGACGUGCAAGCUGUUCGAUCAGGAUCCCGUCACCGGAGAAUGGCACUACAAAUAUGCUGAUACCAGACCAUGGGACCCUUUGAAUGAUAUGAUCCAAUUUGAAAAAGAUGGCACUAUCCAAACGAAAGUUCGACACCGGACGCCAAUGGUUAGUGUUCCAAAAAUCAAACGUAAGCCAGCCAGUCAGAAGAAAGGAGAGUGUGGUUUCUCAUCGCCAGAGCCUGAUAACCAGGAUUCCUCUGGGAGUGAAGCGCAACUUCUGAAGCAUAAUACAAGAAUAAGGAAAAAAGGGACAGACCUUGGUGAACUGCAGAGUGCCAUUGAAUCUAUAAAGGAAACACAAGAAGACAUUAAGAGGGACAUUAUGGCUCUACGAAACAGAGUCGCUUCUAAUUCACCACCCGUGGACUACCAUUUCUUGCAGUUUAAGCACUAUGUCUUCAUUUUACUCGUGGUUCUGCUGCAGCUUAUCAUUAAUUUCUUGUUCAAAUAGGAAGCGUGAACAAGGGCCUUUCUGAACUGGAACGAUCAAACUGUUACUGGGGACCAUAUUUUAAGUUGGACUUUAAAUGAUGCAAUAUUAUUUCAAGGAGCCCUCCCUGUAGCAACAACUCACAGAACUUUGCCUCGGCGCCCAUGGUUCAGAAUCAUACUCCUGUCUACCCAGUUGAAGUAAGAAUUGUCUAAGUGCCAGUACACUCUUGCUCCUGGUGUGUGCCUCUGUCUCACAGACAUUCGACGUCAGCCUUGUGUUUUAUAUUGCGUCACACGCUGUACUGAUGAGUCUGCACCACGGAAUAGAUGAAGUGAACAAUUCGGAGGUCAGACCCCGUAGGUAGAAUGUGAUUCCCUGUUACGGUAGAAUGAUAAACGAGCAUACUUUGUUACAUUUAUACUUGCUGGUUUUGUAACAAAGGAACUUCUGAAGCAGCCAACAGUUUUUUUUGUAAAUGGCGUUGGGUGUUUGGAAGUUAAAUUUUGUUUAAGGUCAAACAAAUACAUUAUUAUACAAAGAUCAUGACCGUUAGGAACUGGCAAGUAAAAAGCUGGAGUCCUUGGGAAUUCUGCAAUGUAAUGUCCUUGUCUUGUUUUGGAAGCAUGAGUUUUUAUCCUGAAUUACUAUAGUGGCUUGUAAGCCAGCUGUUUUAUUUUUAUAGUUUUAAAACUUCAGAUUCUUCAUAAAAACAUUCCUGCAUCUACUGUACAGAGCACAUUUUUAACAGUACAGCACCGGAGAAGAUACUGUCUUGGUGAACUCUCUCUUGUGAAUUGCAAAUGUCAAGGUUUUAGAGUAUGUUUGUAAGUCUUGAUAAAUCUAUAGCCUUGAAUUUACAUUUGUGUAUGGCCAGGUCACGGUAAGCAGACAGACUGCUGAUGCCAGGACUCUUUUCUUAUUUUUGAAACAAAAUGUGAAGAUGCAAAUGUGUGCUUAGUGUGUAGCUUGAGUUGAACCUUCCAAAAGGCAGAUGAUGUAGAACAGAAUUCGGGCACCGUCAUGAGUUCACUUGCAAAUGAAAACAUGCAUGUUUACACGGGGAAAGUCAUCAGAAAUUGUGAGAUAACUAACAUCACCACACACAUCAAAACAAAUGAGAGUGAAACCCUAAGUCUCUGUUAAAUUCCAACUUACUGCAGUAUAUACUACCUAUUAGUACACAUGGAUGCUCCUAUUCAUUAUGCUGUAGCCAUAUAAAUCAAUAUGAAGCUUAAGUUUCAAUUUAAAACCAGGGUUUCUAACAUCUUUAUUUGAACAAAUGUAUGCAUGUGUAGAACUUGUAAAAUUCCAGCAAAAAAAAAAUAUGUAGUGCCAGUGUUUAGCUGGUGAAUUCCUGAUGCCAGCCAGGUGUACAAAGUCAGAAAGGGGCUGUAGUAUUGUAAAGGUACUCUCAGUAACCCAGGUGAGACAACAGGAGGAUGAGCAGCACGAUGCAAAGGGCAGCCAAGUUUGUUUUCUGAGGAUCCUCUCAGAAAUCAAAUUCAUCCCGGGCCAUGGGACAGUUCAAAGGUCACUCUUGGCUUUUUGCCAUGGCCCAGUUGUCCCUCUGCCCCGGGCAGCCUCCCUGACUCACCAGGUGAUCCACCUUUCUGUUCUGCAUCAGUCUCACCCAGCCUUUAGUGAAAAUACUAUUUACUUGUUGUCUGUCAGUCUAGCUCAUAUAUUCCUGUGGCUGCCAUCUUCACACACCUCCCCUUCUCUUUUACCUUGCCCCUUCUUUGGGUCUCAGCUCGGUAAAAGUUUCUUGCUUAAGGAGUCAACUUCAGCUUAUUUCUUACAGCUUCCUAUUAGCAUAGUUUGGUCUUGAAUCAUUUUCUGGAAUGUGGUACCAGAGUGAUCCUGUAUACGUUGGCAAGACCAAACUUGAUUGGACCGCUAUUAUAUUUUAGAGCUGAUGAGGUAAAAUUGGUCAAUAUAGAAAGUCCCUCGCUAUAGGAAAAAAAAAAAAAGGUUAAAAAAAAUUCCCUGAUUUAAGUCUCUAAAUAGAAACUGAAGUUGUUAGCCAUGUAUAAAAUAGCAUAAAGCAAGUAAAUAUAAUAGCAUUAAUUUAAUGUUCUCAGCCUGGAAUUUGGCUAUUCGUUAUCACAUUCGGCUGUCAAAGCUUCACCUGUCUUAAGACCCAUUACAAGCCUUUAAGCAUACUCUGUGCAUGGGAGUAAAGAGGAAAUGAGGGAGAAUUUGGGCAAUAAUUUCAAUCUCCUAAAAUAAUACUCUGCUAAAUUUGUGGUGCUGAAACUCUUGACUGAUAGUUGCAAGCUUUUAUCUGCCUUGUAAAUAGAAACGUCCUCCUGCCCUUUUAUGUUGAUUUUUUUUUUUUUUUUUAAUCGCUUCUAUUCAAGAUCAGUUACUGACACAGUCUGCAUGUAUUGUUACCCGGCCUGCAGGGUGGCACAUGUGGAUCUGACCCGGCCAGCUGGCUGGCAGUGCCGCCUUGGGCGAUGUCCGACCAAAGGGAUGCUCCACGUCUGAAAUUCACGCUGUAAAAGGGGCUUUAGUGGUGGUCCAGGAAGGUAAUAUGGGAAGAGAUAUGAUGAAACUUUUUCAAAAAGUUCUGCCUGACUGUACAAUUAGAUAAAUUGUAAAAAGUACAGUGAAAACUUAGUAAUUCCUAAUUUUGCUGGGUUUUGUAUCAUGUUCCCUCAUGGGAAUAGAACAAAGAAACUUCUUGUGUGAUUUUUAGUUUGGCUGGUCACAGGCAUGUAUGAAGCCUUUUCUUUAGCGCAUCCCCACUGUCCUGUUUAAUCAUAUGUAGCUGAUCUUGAAUAUUAUGCACUUAAGACUGAGCUCUGCACAGUUAUAAAAAUUGAUUGUACAGUUUGCAGUUGUUUGAAGGCUUUGGGCCACCUCCUGGUCUUUGAAGUUUAAAACAGCACUUGUUUUCACAUUUGAUUUACAAAUAUUGUUCUGUUUGUUUGUUUGUUUUUCUUGUACAGGAACUAUUUUCAGAAUUUGUAACCACGUGGUUGUGUUGUUUUGGGUUUGUUUUUUUUCAAAUGCACUCUAAGCCUUUAAUUUACCAUUUAGGUACAGAUGACCUAAAGUAAGGAAAAGUAAAUAUGCCAUGUGAAAUGCAGCAAGUAUCAGUUUCGGCAGUAGGUGAUAUUUCUUGCAUUUCAUUUGUUGAUUCCUUUUAAAUAGUUGACAUUACUUAAUGUGGGUAUAGCCUUGUUGGUUCCCCACCCUCUCAAUUAGAUCUCAGAAAUUAUUUGAAAGGUUGUCCCAUAAAACAUAGUGAUGGUGGUUUCUUCCCUUUUUUGUUUGCUGUUCACUGCCCUCCUGUGCCUUUGGGAAUUUUAUUUAAUUAUUAUUUUUUUUGCUAGACUGGUGUUUAUGAAACAGACUUUGGAUUCAAGGUUUCAUAGUUUCUUAAAGGCUAUUUACUUUACCACUGUUUGUGUAAAUAACAUGUAACAAGGGUUCUGUACAUCUCUAAGUUUUAAUUAUUGUUACUUCAAGGGUAUCCUCCACAUCACAAAAAAUUUCGCCGGUCUUCAAGUAUUGUAAACAGUGCCUUCUUGCUGGGUUUCUUGCUGUUCUGAGAUAUGUAUGGAAGAUUAGUCGAGUUUGUGCCAUAUGUAACAUCUGACCUUUUGUGAGGGCUUCUGUGUUGGAAAACUAACUUUCCUGCUUAGUUGGAUUCUGGGGAAAAAAAACAAUCACAAAACACCCCCCACUGUUAAAACACAUUAAAUUAUUUUCUCUUCUGGCUGGUGAGCCGCGAGUGGAGGUUUGUGGCGUUUGAUCCGGUGGAGCAGCACUCCCCUGUGCUGUUCCAGGAACAGAUACCCUGUCUCUCAGCUCUUACUUUAGUAUUUUUAUUUCGGCUUUUUACCCUGGGGGGCAGCCCGGCCUUCUCCUUCCACCAAGCGGGAAAAUUAGUCUCCCCCGACACGCAGCCCGCCCUGUAUCUGCUCGGUGGCCGCCGCCCUUCCCCCGUCGCGUACCGGGUCUGAGCUGUUACCGGGCCGCCGCCGCGCCCAAUAAAGACAUGUCGCACCCCA
Messenger RNA from Calidris pugnax (ruff), 6792 nucleotides. It is a transcript of the gene OSBPL8, whose product is annotated as oxysterol binding protein like 8. The record is from RefSeq and is a predicted model, not a curated record. The transcript has 24 exons. Gene Ontology annotation, molecular function: cholesterol binding. The coding region runs from base 116 to 2788 and encodes 890 amino acids. Gene Ontology annotation, cellular component: intracellular membrane-bounded organelle; cytosol; membrane. NCBI's taxonomy places the organism in Eukaryota, Metazoa, Chordata, Aves, Charadriiformes, Scolopacidae.